Messenger RNA from Symbiodinium necroappetens, 2751 nucleotides. The record is from the annotation of a GenBank genome assembly. NCBI's taxonomy places the organism in Eukaryota, Dinophyceae, Suessiales, Symbiodiniaceae.
AUGAUAUCCUACCCAUGCUACGCCUCCAGAGACUGGUGGUCGACGCUGUUCGCUCGGGGUUCCGGCCGCUCCAGCCAAUGGCACGCGGCCUGUCUGAACCGCCUACCGGACUUCCCGGUGACUCUCCCCUCUUCUGCUUCGCUUCCGGAACUGGGUCCACUGUCUGAUGACUGCUUACCGGAAGCUCUACCCGCUCGUCCUAACCUCCCUGUCUUGCCCUCUCCGCAGGGUGACACUACGAGGGGAUCUGACGCGGAUACUGGUUUGGAGUCUCUCUCCUCCGAAUCGUCGGAGUCAUCGGCGGAUGAGGUUCCGGUACAGGACGCCCCGUCUGCCCCUGCUGCUCCCAAGGCCACUGCCCCGCCUCCGUCGGCUUCCGUUUCUGCUUUCGGGUUCCUCUGGAACGCGCGCAGCAACGUUGUGCAUGUGGCCAUGCAGACGGAGCCCACGGCAUUGCGAUCGAAGUCGUUCGAGAUUCACGGCUCCACCGUCUGGCUCCGCCCACUUUGUGGUGCCCGCACCCACCAGCUGGACACGGACAGUUUUUGUGCUACGGCCGGCGCAGCCUUUGCGUUUGUCCUUGCAAACCUUGCUGCCUUGGCUAUGGCGGAUCCGGUGAAUCAUGAGAUCCCAGAAGGAUUCUUCCUCACCGAAGAGGAUGAAGGGGCUUUGGCUGAAGCCCUGUCGAUAACCGAUGCGGCCCCGGCGGCCUCCGGAUCGGCCAUGUCGGACACCCUGCCGUCUCCGGGUGGCGCGUGGACCGUGCCGGACCCUGCUCCCACGGACACCACACCUCCGCUGGUGGGUCCUGAUUCCGGCUCCGGUUCAUCAUAUCUGGCUGGGCUCCGCCUGGCGACUAUUACCAGGCUCCCCAGUCUUCUUCUGGGAGCCAGUGGUCCGGCUACGGGAAUUUUGCUCCCGUUCCCGUACCUUCCGUUCUGGUCCGCCCGGGUGCAUCUGACGGGCAACUCCUUGAUGGACUGUCCCUUCUGUCCCCUGAUGUCCGUCACCGUCUCCUCUCCAUUCUUCACACGAUGGAGCAGCGCCAGGUGGGACAAGCACGAGUGGUGCUGGCGGCACCGCCAGGCCCUCCGCCUGAUCCGGAUUUCUGUACCAUUGCCUGUCGUGUUCCCGGCUGUGACCGUCUCUGUGGCCGUCCCCUGCCGCAGCCGUUUCUUUUUACUCAAAUCAAGCCCUUCUACUGCCUCGCGCCUGCCCGGCAUGUCCGUCCGACCUCGCUUGGACGAUCCGGCGGCCCUGGUGGCCCUGCUUGAUCAACUCUCUGCUUCCCCGGCUGUCCGCUCUGCCCUUUCCGCAAAGGGCUUUGCGUCACUGGGUUCUCUGGCCUUCGCGGUCUCCGACUGCUCGGAUGCCGACGAGGUCCGCCUCUUUGUCAGGUCCACCCUGUCAAUCUCUGACACGGACGAUGCUGCCUUGGUCUCUGCUGACUCCUCCUGCCUGAGGCGUCUGUUGUUCGAGGCAUCGUCCGCGGCCCCACCUAAGCCAGCGCUGGGUUCGGGAGCACCUUCUCCUGCUCCCACACCUUCUGCCUCUUCUGCCAAGAUCGCGGUGCCUGACCUUCUGCACUUGCGUAAGUCUUUCUUGGCGAAAUGUCCUGGCGAGCUCCUCACGCCGGACUCUGCUCCUUCUGUGGAUUUUCUGUCCUUGUUAAAGAACCACCAUGACUCCCAGCAGUCACUUUGGAUUCCAUGGCGCCAGCGCACAUCCGAAUCCGAUGCUACUCGUUGGGAAGAGGCACGUCGCCCUCGCAAUGAUCGUCAGUUGCUCCGUUCCCUGCUUGAUUCUGAUGCUGAGCCAUCGUCAGCCUCAGUCAAUUUGAAUAUGCAGGGCCCGCCGGAUCCGGUGCUCCGUCGAUCCCUCAGCUUGUUUGCGACUGCCCUCGCCAUGCUUGACUUUGUCCACCUGGCCACGAUUAAGAAGUUCAAUGACCGGUUCCUGCACCUGUCCCUGACACCGCCUAUGGAUACGUCACUUCGAGGCCCAUCUCUCCAGGAGAUUGUGCUCUCCGAGCUCAUCCGCGACCAUGGGUGGAGCCUCUCCGACUCUCUGAACGAGGUUGCUUUCUGCCGGGGCGAGGUGGCUAAUCUUUUGCAAGCCCGUCCCCCCUUGAGCACGGCAAGACCCCACACUGAACCGACCAUCUCCCUGCGGCUGCUGUUCCGUUGCCGUCCCCGCUGGCACCGCACGCUGCUCGGCCCUCGUCGUCGGCUCCUGCGGUCCCGGAACCUAGCUCCGACCCUGUCACGGCUUCGCCUGGCCCUGUGCAGGCCUCCUCUCCAGGCCUCUGGCCUCCCUGUGACGCUAAUUUUCCUGUGUCUGUGUCGGCACCGGCUCCUCCUGAGUCCUCCUGUACCAACUCCUGCUGUGCCCCCGAAGCGUCUAUUUCUGGACCUGUUUGCAGGUGCGGCCUCGCCGGUGUCCAACUGCAUCGCACGCCUUGGCUGUGCCCGCCUGGAACCGGUUGACGUCUUGGUUGGGCCGGCGCAUGACCUUUUGAACGACUCUACGUUCGCCAAUCUUCAGCGUCUCUGUUCUUCGGGUCUGGUUGGUGUUGCCGCGGCGGCCCCCCCAUGCUCGGCUUUCUCCCGUGCGAGACUCCGACCAGGUGGCCCGCCGCCCGUCCGCACUCUCAGCCAUCCCAAGGGCAUCCCACAUCCCACUACAUCCCAGGUCAAGGAGCUGCAAACUUCCUCACUGCUGCACUCCCGCACGCGUUUUCUUUUGCACUAG